Messenger RNA from Vespula pensylvanica (western yellowjacket), 5959 nucleotides. RefSeq names its product regulatory-associated protein of mTOR (gene raptor). Gene Ontology annotation, biological process: cellular response to starvation; TORC1 signaling; regulation of autophagy. Gene Ontology annotation, cellular component: cytoplasm; TORC1 complex. Gene Ontology annotation, molecular function: protein-macromolecule adaptor activity; protein binding. The transcript has 23 exons. Lineage: Eukaryota; Metazoa; Arthropoda; Insecta; Hymenoptera; Vespidae. The coding region runs from base 218 to 4081 and encodes 1287 amino acids. The record is from RefSeq and is a predicted model, not a curated record.
CUGAUAGUAUGAGUCGCAUGGAAUUUUAUCAUGGCGACUGUUCAGGUAAACUUACCAAGUCCGUAUCUAAUUCAAUACAUUUACGAUUCGUGUGCUUUGUGAUUUCUCAUUUUUAAGUUCACAGACUAUAGUCCGCGUAAAAGUGAAUUGAAAUUUGAUGUGAUCGAAACGUGUCUUUUGUGGAAACCGGCGGAGGCUUUCCGUGAAAUAUAAGUGGAUGAUGUCAGUUAUCGACGCAAAGUCAUGCCACGAGGAAGACAAUUCGAAUUUGACCGAGGACGAUUGGAAAAUGCCUGUUGCUUUCCAAAAACCUCGACAUACAACGACAAUCGAGGGUAUCAAUUGUGUCACGCAAACUUGGCGCAUGAAAGAACGGAUGAAAACAGUUAGCGUGGCAUUGGUGCUUUGUCUAAAUGUUGGUGUUGAUCCACCUGAUAUUGUUAAAACACAACCAUGUGCUCGUUUGGAAUGUUGGAUUGAUCCAUCAUCUGUAAGUCCACAAAAAGCUCUUGAAAUGAUAGGCUCCAACUUACAAAAACAGUAUGAAAGGUGGCAGCCUAGAGCACGUUAUAAACAAAGCUUAGAUCCUACGGUAGAAGAAGUUAAAAAAUUAUGUACCUCUUUACGGAGAAAUGCUAAAGAAGAACGAGUUCUUUUUCAUUACAAUGGACAUGGUGUACCUAAACCUACUAGUAAUGGUGAAAUAUGGGUAUUUAAUAGGACUUAUACACAAUACAUUCCAUUGUCAGUGUAUGAUUUACAAACAUGGAUGGGGGCACCUAGUAUCUAUGUAUAUGAUUGCUCUAAUGCUGGCAUUAUUGUAGAGUCCUUCCAACAAUUUGCUGAACAGCAUGAAAAAGAAUACGAAAUGGAAAAGCAGGCUGUGCAACAAAAUUGUGCGACUGGAAUUGCAAAUUCUACAAUCCCAUCUUAUAAAAACUGUAUUCAAUUGGCAGCAUGUGCAGCUAAUCAGAUUUUACCAAUGAAUCCAGAUUUGCCAGCAGAUGUGUUUACAUCUUGCCUUACUACACCAAUAAAAAUUGCAUUACGUUGGUUUGUGAUGCAAAAUACUACCAAAUUAAUUCCAAAGAUAUCAUUGGAUUUGAUUGACAAAAUUCCAGGUCAGCUGACUGAUAGAAGAACUAUGUUAGGGGAAUUAAAUUGGAUAUUUACUGCAAUUACAGAUACCAUAGCAUGGAACACUUUACCUAGAGAUUUAUUCCAAAGAUUGUUUAGACAAGAUUUGUUAGUUGCUAGUUUGUUUAGAAACUUUUUACUUGCCGAAAGAAUACUUCGUUCAUAUGACUGUACUCCAGUAUCCUGUCCAAAAUUACCACCUACAUAUCAGCAUCCAAUGUGGCAAGCCUGGGAUUUGGCACUUGAUUUAUGUUUAGCACAACUACCACAAAUUCUUGAAAAUGAAGAGCAAUUUGUACAUUCUCCUUUCUUUGAAGAACAACUAACAGCUUUUCAAGUGUGGCUUACAUUAGGUUCAAAAAAUCGUAAUCCUCCAGAACAACUUCCAAUUGUGUUACAAGUGCUUUUGAGUCAAGUACAUAGACUUAGAGCAUUAGAAUUAUUAGGACGUUUUCUUGAUCUUGGCCCUUGGGCUGUGAAUUUAGCAUUAAGUGUUGGAAUUUUUCCAUAUGUCUUAAAAUUACUUCAAAGCAAUGCAAAAGAACUCCGACCUUUACUUGUCUUUAUCUGGGCAAAAAUUCUUGCAGUGGACAAUACCUGUCAGGCUGAUCUAGUACGAGAUGAUGGUCAUAAAUAUUUUCUGUCUGUUCUGCAAGAUACUUCGAUUUUGCGGGAACACAGAACAUUAGCAGCAUUUGUGUUAGCUUGUAUUGUAAAUGAUUAUCGACCUGGGCAAGUUGCUGCAAAUCAUGGAAGUCUUGUAUCAAUCUGUCUUGAACAAUUGGGUGAUUCUCAUCCGUUAUUACGUCAAUGGCUUUGUUUAUGCCUUGGAAGACUUUGGCAUAAUUAUGAUAAAGCAAGAUGGUGUGGAGUAAGAGACAUUGCGCAUGAAAAACUUUUCAUAUUACUACAUGAUCCUGUUCCUGAGGUACGAGCUGCUAGCGUUUACGCGCUGGGAACUUUUAUAAACAGCGUAACAACUCGAAGCGAACAUGCAAACAAUAUCGAUCAAAUUAUUGCUAUGACCCUUAUUAAUACUGUUUCUCAUGAUAUGUGUCCCUUAGUAAGAAAAGAAUUGGUAGUAGCACUUCAAUGGAUGGUUCUACAUUUUGAGAAUUCAUUUGUGACUUUAGCUUUAGCUGAAGAAAAUAGCAGAAAAGAUUUAAUCGUAGAAACAUUAUCACCAUUCAGUGGAAUGAGACGUAUUAGUUCACGAGAUCGUUUGAAGAUGCUGUCUCCUAAUAAUACAUAUACUGUAGAUACAACUGAUGGGCUUGGUCAAGACCGUAUAAAAAGAGUUUCUUCUUCAUCCUCUAUUAGUAGUUUAGGAAAUAAUUGGGAGUUCGUGAGGAAACCUUGCGAGUCACUUGGUCAUAGUUCUUUAGGAAAUUUACCAAGUUUGUCUUAUGGUAGUGUAUACAUGAAAUUAUGGCAUGGACUUGGUAAUCUUGACAAUGAUCCUCAUCCUGCGGUUGCUGUGAUGUCUCAGAAAGUAACAAAUCAUAUUCGCAGACAGGUUAAAGAGUCGUCUGUGCCUAAAGAAGUAGUAGAGACAAAAAUAUCCUCAUCAUUGUCUCUUCCACCUUCUCCAUCAAAUCAAACUAGUUAUCUAAGUAACAGCAAGGGAGAAUCACCACCUAUAGUUAAUUCUGGAACAGAUCUAUUACGAUCUGCACGAAUGUCUUCACAUGGUAAUCGUUCUAGGAAACCGGUUCCCAUUACAAUAUCAGAAGAAGCAGAUGAAAUAUUUGAUAUUAAAACUCCUUUAACUACUUCACAAUUUGUUGAAUGGAGUUGUGCACAAUUCGCACAACCUGUUACGUUAAAAAAUGAAACUGAAUCUAUAAGUGACAUGGAAAGCAGGGCACAUUAUGAACGCGAAUGGAGGUAUUUACGAAACAAACGACAGAAACGCGAUGCGAAAGAAGAACAGUUGAAAGCAAUGCAAAGUAGAAUAGAAUCUCAAGUAUUUCAUACUAGAUGUCCUCAGUCUCCAGAUGUUCUUACGUUCCAUCCGUUUGAAUCGCAUUUGGCGGUAGCAUUGAAGGAUUACUUUGGAGUAUGGGAUUGUCAAAAUGGUGCAAAACUAACAUAUUAUGCUAGUCGUGGUAAUAGAAUGUCACGUAUUACAACUCUGGAAUUUAUCAAUGCUCAUGAUGUAACGUUAUUAAUGGCUGGUUCCGAUGAUGGUUCGAUUAGAGUGUGGAAGAAUUACAGUAGCACUUUAGGACGUGAUCCUGUUUUGCUCACUGCGUGGCAAGCAUUGUCCGAUAUACAGCCAUUAGCAAGAACUUCCACUGCAACAGCAGGAUUGGUUACUAAGUGGGAGCAAAAGUCUCUAACUUUAGCUGUGACAGGUGAUGUUCGUAUUGUGAGAUUGUGGGACGCAGAAACAGAGUUAAAAAAACAAGAUAUACCAACAGGUGCCGACUGUUGUAUUACAUCUGUUGAUGUAGAUAAUACAGGGUCUUUGAUGGCAUUAGGCUGUGGUGAUGGAUCAGUUCGACUCUUCGAUCGAAGAUUGCCUCCAUUGGAAGCAAGAGUUAUGACGUGGAGAGAACAUACUGCAUGGGUGUUGGGAACACACUUGAGAAAGUCCGAUGGUUUCAUAUCACAAUUAUUUACUGGAUCUUCUUCCGGGGAUAUUAGAAUUUUUGACAUAAGAAAAAAUUCUUCUAUAAGUACUGUACAGAUAACGCAAGGCAUUACAGCAUUAACCGUUCAUGAAAAUGCUAAUGUUUUUGCUUGCGGCUCAACGAAUCACUGCAUCAGUGUUUAUAAUACGCUUGGACAACAUCUCAAUACAAUAAAGUUUCACGAAGGUUUUAUGGGUACACGAAUUAGUCCUGUAAGUUGUCUUAGUUUUCAUCCCUAUCGUGUGAUUUUAGCAGCGGGAUGUGUCGAUAGUACUAUAACUGCAUAUGCAUCAGAGUCAAGAAGAUGACUAUUAGAAAGAGAAUUUGUGUAAUAUUGCUUUUGACAAUUUUUGAAAUUAUAUUUUGAAUUUGUCUAAUUAUUAUGAUAUGAAAAGUACAAAAAGAAAAAGAAGAAAAAAAAAGAAAGAGGAAGAGAAAUUUUAAGCAUAGAAUAUUUUUUCUAUAUAUGUUUUGGAAUAAGUAAUAGUAAAAAGUUAAAUACAAUCUUUUUUCCCAUUGUUUAUUAUAAAAUCAUUUUGGUUAUGUAUAUUUCUCUGGGUCUAAUAUGUACAAAAAAUAUAUUUCAAUAUGUCUUUUGUAGUCAAAAAAAGUAGCGGUUAGCACAACCAAAGUCUCUUAUAAUAACCAAAGAGCAGUAUAAAGAUGCAAUUAGUACCAUUUUUGAAAUUGAAUUUUGUGCUCCGUUAACUACGAAUUUGAAAUAUGUGUGCGUGCGUAGAACUUAAUGAAAGAGGCUGUGCGAAUAAGUGUUUGCAUAUGUUUAAAUUAAUAUUUAACAGAAGUUUGCAACUUGUACAAAGUAAAUUAACUUUAAUCAUUGUACUAUGUGGAAAUGACUUCGAGAAGAUUUGGAAGCUAUGAUGUAUAGAUUAUGAAUUUGAUAUAAUUUAAAUUAAUUUUUAUAUUUUUAACGAGUUGUGUAAGAUCAGCAAAUAUUACGUCUUUUUGUAAUUAUGUUCCUAAUUAAAAAAAGAACUUAUUCGAAGUGACUAUGAGGAUACAAAAAAUUUUUUACACAGUUUGGCUCUAAUUUUUCUAGUCACGAAAAUAUUGCAUUUGAAGUUAAGAUGCACAAUUAUUUUCCUGUGUAAGAAUUAUUCAAAAUUUAUUUAUACGUUUAAAUAUACAUCACAAUGCAGAUUUUUAUGUUGAAAAGAGUAAGCAUUUUCUUACUAUAAUUACAGUUAUACUGCACGACUACAAUACAUAUGAAAUAUUGAAGAUUGUAGAUAUAAGAAUAUUUUGCGUUAUUAUUAUUAUCUACUAUCGUCAGUGCGAUGUAACGUAAAUUAUUGAUAUUCAUAUAAGAUAAAAUGCUUGUGUAUCAUAUUUGUUAAUUAAACUGUAUUAAUCUCAACGUAACAUACAUUAAAAAACGAACGAGUAGGUAACGAGUAGAUAAAAAUGUUAUAGGAAGAAUAAAAGAAAAGAUUGACAUUGUUCUUCUUCGUCACUGCAUAGUUUUCAUAAGCAUACAUGCGCGCAAGUAUAGUAAAUAACGAAAAAUAAAUUAUACCGACAGAUAAUUCGAUCGAUAGUCUACUAUUAAUAUUGACACCUACGAAUGGACGAUAAGUGCUUAGACUAAUGCAUGCGGAAAGCAUGAAAUGAACGAUAUAAAUGAAACAAUUAAUAUGAGUCAUUAUUUUUAAGUUAACAUGUUUUAAUUGACAAAGUACUACAUGUCCUUCGUAAGUAGAACCAUCAGGAAUGUAUUCGAAUGAUUACAUUAUUUUAAAUGUAAUUCCUAUAACGAUACUCGAUAUAAACGAUUCAAUUAAAUGAAUCAGCGAUUUGAUCUUAUAUACGCGGAUAAUGUUCAUUUUAUGCAGUCUUCGAAAAAUGACUGUAACUGUAAAAUUAAGUAAUGCUGACUGUUGAAUGUACUUAAGCGUGACGAUUGAUGAUCGAUUGCUUCGACCACAUAUACAAUAAAUAAGACACAUAGGCAAAGCUAAACUACAGACAAGCCUAGACAAAUUUUUGUCUGUAUUAUAUACAGUCGACGGUCGCUUCUAUUAUUAGCAAUAAUUGUCAGGUAUAUCAUGUACAUGGUAAUUAUUACAAACGAAGAAAGGAGGUAAAUUCCAUGUACUUGCUUCGUUCUGUAUUAUCUUUUGUAUAUAAUUGCCCUAUAAUAAAUACACAAUCAUGUUAAGUCGAAA